AUGUCAUCGAGUUUGCAGUUCUCUACAAUCAUUCCUCAAAGCCAUGAUUUUCAGUAUGCCCCUGAGGUGCUUGAUGCAUUGUCAACGAAUAGGCCAGUAGUGGCACUUGAGUCUACCAUAAUUACACAUGGAAUGCCGUAUCCACAGAAUCUUGCAACUGCACUUGAAGUCGAGAAAAUAGUGCGCGAGCAUGGAAGCAUACCGGCGACGGUUGCUAUUAUAGAUGGAACCGUACAUAUCGGUUUAUCCCAAAACGCAUUAGAAAGGCUGUCAAUGAUGGGACGAAAUGCCAGAAAAACUUCACGGAGAGAUCUUGCUUUAGUGACUUCACAAAAUCUAACUGGCGCUACUACUGUGUCUGCAACCAUGGUUAUUGCGCAUCGUGCUGGUAUAAAAGUGUUUGUGACAGGAGGUAUCGGCGGCGUCCACCGAGAUGGCGAGAAAACACUUGACAUAAGUGCAGAUCUAACAGAAUUGAGCAAAACUCCUGUAGCCGUCGUAUGCGCUGGUGUCAAGUCCAUUCUAGAUAUUGAGAGGACUCUUGAAUAUUUGGAGACUCAAGGUGUGCCAGUUGUUACAUUCGGGGAGUGUGAUGAAUUCCCUGCCUUUUUUACUGCAAAGAGUGGAUUUAAAAGCCCAUCAAAUCUGAAAUCAGUUGAAGAGUGUGCCAAGUUAAUCGCCGCCAAUUCUAAACUCGAGCUUGAGAACGGGAUUGUCAUUGCUGUACCUAUUCCCAAGGAUGAAUCUGCUAAUGCAUCACAUAUUCAAAGCGCUAUCGGGGCUGCGCUUGUACAGGCAAAAGCUGAGGGAAUUAGAGGCAAAGAUGUGACUCCAUUUCUUUUAGAAAGAGUCGAGCAGAUUACUAUGGGCAAAUCUUUAACUGCGAAUGUGGCACUCGUAAAAAACAAUGCAAAAAUUGGUAGUCAGAUUGCUGCCUGUCUAGUAAAUUUGACGCGUUCAAAACGGUUUAAAGAUAUGAACAAGAAUGGACAAGGAGAUGAAACAUCGGUAUUUGUAGAGAAUGUGUUAAAGUCGGGUGGCGACAGCAACCACGCAAAUGAAGUUAAGUCCUCGAAAGUCUCCCCACAACCAUCGGUUUUAACAGUUGGAGGGGCAGCAGUAGACAUCACGGCUACCUCUUCAAACGUUUCCCUUGAGACCUCCUCGCCUGGAAGAAUCCGAACAAGUCUUGGCGGUGUUGGCCGCAAUAUUGCCGAGACUGUGCAUAGAUUGGGGGUAAAAAGCAUCUUAGUAUCUACAGUCGGAGAUGAUUUGUUGGGGCAAUGGUUUUUGGAUGAGACGCGAAAGAUUGGAAUGUGUAUGGAUGAACUGCAGGUUUCCAAGUCGCAUCGCACGGCAAUGUAUAGUGCGAUUCACAAGUCAAACGGAAGUUUGUAUUGUGCCAUUGCUGAUAUGGAAUUUGCAAUUGACGCUGAGAAGGUCAAAAAAGCAAUCGACAAAAGCAAACCGAGCAUCGUUUGCGUUGAUGGGAACUUGGAUCCAAAUUCUGCAAGUGCAAUACUUGGUUAUUGCUUUGACGCAGGUAUUCCGACCUUCUUUGAGCCCACGUCAGUUUCCAAAUCUCUCAGAUGGUUCGCGGACCAUGAUAUUGCAAAGAGAAUAAAAAGUCGUCUUGCUUACAUAUCACCAAAUAUCCACGAACUCGAGGCCAUGGACCUUGCCUUGACUUCUAUGUUUGGACGCUGGCUUGAUCAAGGAUUAGAUUUACUUACAAUCAAACAAAAGAUAGCGAGGGAACAUGAGAUAUUGAUGGCUCUAAAGGAUGACAAGAUUCUGUCACGUUCUGUCAGUCUAUUAUUGAUAGCAUCUACCGUCAUUGUUAAAUUGGGUGAACGCGGUGCACUGUUGGUUCAGCUAAUAGACAACAGCAGAGAUUUACAGGAACAACUUGUACCUAGUAAAUGGAAUGGCGUCAUACAGCUUGACGACAAAAGAACAGUACGCGUUAAAUACUUUCAACCAGCUUCAGUCGAGAAUUCUAGUAUUAUUAAUGUUACAGGAGCCGGAGACAGUUUUGUCGGUACCGUUUUAGCUGGUCUAGCUAUCUAUGGUGAAAAAGAGCUUGAUCGCAUUAUCGAUGUAGCUCAACGUGUAGCAGUAUUAUCUCUUCAGACACAUUCGUCAAUCAGCGAAAAACUGAACGCUGGUUUGUUGAAACUUGACUAG
Paraglomus brasilianum is the source of this 2187-nucleotide messenger RNA. NCBI's taxonomy places the organism in Eukaryota, Fungi, Glomeromycota, Glomeromycetes, Paraglomerales, Paraglomeraceae. The record is from the annotation of a GenBank genome assembly.